AUGGCCCCUACUCAACUAUCUCUAUUUCCUGCUCCAUCCAAUGGCGUGCCGCGCAAGCCUAGUCUACGAAGAACUGGAACCGACAACGUGCCUAAUGCCGCUGGCGAGCUGAACUUCAAAGGUGUCGCUUUCCAGGUCGUUUCAUCUUCACGAACUCCAGCAAGAGUCCAGCCUGCCCAAGAUACCUUUAAGCAUUCAUUCUUCUGCGAUCCAUCCCCACCUCAAGACAUGACCAUUAAACCUGACACCGACCCGUCGUCGAGUCCAGAAGUCGAAAUAUCUGUUCGCAGACAACAACGGACCCAGAGACAGUUCAGUCCCAGAGCAAGCAGGUCUCAAGAAGCCGACGACUGCUGUGAAACAGAAGAAGACCAGCUGCCUGAACUCCCGCACAACACCAACUUCGGGUCGUCUUCACCUCAAAAGCGUAACUCGUCACAACUCCAAAGACCCAACCUGCCACAACACAUUUCGACGAUGGCGACAGCACCAACGACGGAUGUUGCAAGGUCCCCGAUCAACGAAGAUGACAAGUUGUCGCCGCUGCCAGACAGGACGACUUUCAAGGCAGUUGCCCCUUCGCCGCCAACGGAGUACCCAUCCACUAUCAGGUCAGAGAGUCCUGUUCCCUCGAAGAGCACUGAGAAGACUACAAACUUCACGCCAAUGAAGUCGAUAUUCCCAGUCUACGACCCCAACAAGCCAAUGGAUCGCCAAAGCUACUAUCCCUCUGCGGCAUCCCCACCGCCACCCUCAUACAUCAGCGACAAGGUCAGCAAAGUCGGUUCUCACAUGGAACGCUGGGCGAUGAAGCGCAACGACUCCGGUGUAGGCCUCGUCGACCGCUACGAACACAUCCCAGCCGCUGCACAUGCGGAUAUGGAGGCGCUCUGGAAAGCGUCGAACCAUGAGUUCCCUGUAGCCGGCAGAAAGGUUCAGUUCGGACUGUAUCAACCUCCCGGUAACGGACGAUGCUUGGCAAUCGGGACAUCCAUGGAAGAUCUUAUCUACUCAAUGGAAAGGGAUACUACCAGCAACCAGGCCAACGAGCCACUAGCGCCGAAACAGUUCGCUGUCAAGAAAUACUGCCCCACGGCACCCUGUUCAUUACCAACAGCAACGCUGGUGCUGCCCGAAAAGAAUUCAUCUGCCAAGGGAGUGAAAGAAACCACGACGAUCUUCCCACAAUCAGCUGGCAUCGACGCGAUCGAGGCCGUCGCAAGUUCACCUCGAGCUCGACAUAUCGCCACAUUUGAUCCCACAGCAGAGUCUCCGGAGGCAGCACAAUUAGCACGAGAUGCUGUCGCCGAAGCACAUGCAAUGUUUGGUUGCGACUUGACCAAGAAGACACGCAAGAGAGAUAGCCUCGGUGCUGUCACUGCACAGUAUGACCUCGUUCAUCCAGCACUCGGAGUCUGCGCCGUGACGGUGAACAAGUCACUAUCACCAAUCUCGAUGAAUGGACCGCGAGCUAAGAUCAGCAUUCACCAUCCUACCGCGACUCCAGCCGCCAUCGCAGCAGACACUCUCAAUCUCGGCUUCCUAGACUUUGCCCACGAUGCCUGUGUCCUUGAUAUCCCCGGCUUGCUGGCUCUGGACAGGCACUACGUGAUCGACACUUUCAUCUCAACAAUGCUAGCCGUCGCCGUGAUCGAGGACGAUGCUCUAAUGACCGAAACUAUCACCUUCGAGCCACCUCCUCAAGCGGCUUUGGCGUCGACCUCGAAAGCCGAACGCCGGGCGUCCGUCGGUGGUUCAUCGACAACAACGUCCAAGAACUUGUUCAAGCGGUCGACCACAAAGGAGAAGAAAGAGAAGUCGAAGAAGGCUGAGAUAAUCGAGGAAAUCGAUGAGAUGGGUCCUCUGGCCAAGGGUGCACUGGCGAUUCUAGGCUUCGGGUUCAAGGCGUCUGCGUGGGUGAUCAUCACUGGUGUCAAGGUUGGCGUGAAUGUCGUUGUGGGUGUUGGCAAAGUCGCGGCCAAGCAUGCUGAGAAGCACGCCGAGAGGCACUGA
This is a messenger RNA of Zasmidium cellare ATCC 36951, 2013 nucleotides long. RefSeq lists its product as uncharacterized. The record is from RefSeq and is a predicted model, not a curated record. Lineage: Eukaryota; Fungi; Ascomycota; Dothideomycetes; Mycosphaerellales; Mycosphaerellaceae. The transcript has a single exon. The coding region runs from base 1 to 2013 and encodes 670 amino acids.